GCUACAACAUGAACCUACAGUGCAAACAGCAAAGCCAGCAGGAGCCCCGCUGCUGAGCGCGCGUCCUUGCGGGCUCCCGGGCAAAGUUCUAGAACACCCCGGACUCUUCCCUCCCGCCCACUCGCGCAGGCGCAGCCUGGACGGGGCGGGAAUGGAUCGAAUGUUCGCGAACGAGUGCGGAAGGAGCCGAGAGCUUCCGGAAAGCGGCGAGGCUGUGCCGGCGGUCGCGGGUUUGCCGGGUGCUCAUCAACCUGGGACGGUGCUGCGGCGAUGUCCGUCUUGUGUUACAACAAAAGCUGCGGUCAGCGUUUCGACCCCGACAAGAACAGCGAUGAUGCUUGUACAUACCAUCCUGGGGUACCUGUGUUUCAUGAUGCAUUGAAGGGAUGGUCUUGCUGUAAGCGACGAACCACAGAUUUUUCAGAUUUCUUGAGUAUUGUGGGUUGCACCAAAGGACGGCACAGUAAUGUAAAGCCCCCAGAGCCAGUCAAGCCUGAAGUGAAGACCUCUUCAGAAUCAGGGCCAGCACACAAACUGAAUGAGAUCCCCACCCAAAACCGAAAACCAGUUGAAGCAAUUAUCAGACCAAGUCCAGAUGCCCCUAUGGUAAAAUUGGAACAAAAGGUUUCUCCAGCAUUGAAGAAAGCACUGGAAAAACUAGUGUUAACGGUUGACAAUGGACUAGAAAAUAAAGGACCAGAUACUAAAGAAAUAAAGAUUGGAACCACAUGUAAAAAUGCAGGUUGUAAUAAGACUUUUCUAGAUACAAGCAGCAAUGAAGAGAUAUGUGUUCAUCACUCUGGAGUGCCCAUUUUCCAUGAAGGAAUGAAAUACUGGAGCUGUUGUAAGAGAAAAACUUCAGAUUUCAAUUCUUUCCUGGCCCAGGCAGGGUGUACUCAAAGCAAGCAUGUGUGGGUCAAAGCAGAAACGGGCAAUAAAAUUGUACCUUGCCGACAUGAUUGGCACCAGACUGGAGGACAAGUCACAAUUACAAUUUAUGCCAAAAACUCCAUCCCAGAACAGAGUUAUGUUGAAGCUAACAGCACAGUGCUGAAUAUCCACAUUUUAUUUGAAAAGGAUCAGAAAUUUGAACAGAAAUUGAAUUUGUGGAAUAUCAUUGAUGUUAGUAAGAGUCAAAUGAGUAUGACACCUGCAAAGAUUGAAAUUACUAUGAAGAAAGCAGAACCUGUAUUAUGGGCUCGUCUUGAACUACCUCCACCUGAGCCUCAGAAGGAAGCAGAGCCGCAGGAAUCAAGUGAUGAAGAUUGAAUGAAACAGAUCAAUAUAGGAAUGUGAAGUGGGGCCAUGGAUGAUAAGGAGGAGAGAACACUUAUUGUUGAAAUCGGUUUAUUAUGAUACACUUGCAUUCUGUUCCAAUUUGGAAAUACAAAUUUUUCAUUGAUUGCUUGCUUUAUUUUUGGGUGCACACUGUGGAGAGAGACUUAUGAACAUUAUAUUACAUCUUGCUGUAGUUUUAAACUGCAAAGACUUGCAUUAUGUAAUUCCAUUAUGCAGCACAUAACAUGCCCAAAGCUAUACUAGCAUCCUUAAUGACUGAAAUUAAAUAUUAUGGAAAGUAAUCUUUAAUGCUCAUCUUUCAGAAUACGUUUUACAUAGCCUUGAUUAAAUCACAUUUAUUCCUACUGAAAUUAAAUAAUCCACUGAAUUUUUUCUAGUUUUUUUUCCAAGUUUAAUUCCUCAGGUGUAAAAAUAUUAGUUUUCUUUGGAGAGAUAAGAGAAAGGGUUGGCAUAGAAGAUAACUUCAUGCAACUAAAAGUGUGGAUUUAAAAACAAUUCUGGAAAAACUCAGGCAGCAUGGAAAGAGAAACAGAUGACAUUUGAGAUCCAGGCCCCUUCAUCAGACAGAGCGCAACAAGUUAGUCAGAUGGAACAAAGGGAAUUUUUCUAAGGUGAAAUAAUUGGGUGGUUAAGAUUAACCUUGUGUAAUUUGUUGCUAUGCUUGUAUGGUUUGACUUUACAAACAAUGACAAACAAAAAUGGCCAGUUCUCAUUCAAACAGAGCAGUUAUCUAAAAUUGGUGAGCUGAGUCCUGCAGGCUGCAAUGUGACCAAAUGGAAGAUGAAGUGUUGAUUACUGAGCUUGAGCUUGGCUGCGACCUCUUGUAGUAAGAAGACGCCCAAAGUCAGUGGGAAUGGGGAAGUGAAGUAAAGUAGCAGGCAACUGGAAGUUCAGGGUCACCCCCUGUGGACUGAGCAUAGGCAAAGCAAUCACCAAAUCUGAAAGAAACAGGGAAAAUAUGCAAGCAAAUUCAGAGGUAAAAAAUAAUAAUUAUCAGGAUUUCAACUCCAAUGUUAAUUAGACUUGUUGGUCUGAAUAGCCUGUAUAUAUGCUUGGUAAUCCUAAGUUUUUGCAAUGGAUAAAAUGUUGAAGUUCAAGUUAUUGAUUCUCUUGAUUCCAUCCAACAUGACUAUAAUAUCACAGACCAUGGCACAGAUUGUGAAGCAAUGUUUUUAAUUGAUAGUACUGUUUUAAGUAACUGUAACUAGCAUGUUGGUUCCUGGUGGUAAUUGCCAAUAUACCAAUUCUUUGAUCCCUAAUUUGUAUUGAGAAUCUAGUCUUACCCACAAUUGCAUCUAAAGUGCUACUGUCCAAGUUAUUGAGGGAAGGGUAGGAAAAGUUUAGCACCGUCAGGUCUUAUUCAACCGCAACAUAAUAAAUUUUUCAAUGUUUUUCUCUUA
Messenger RNA from Pristis pectinata (smalltooth sawfish), 2699 nucleotides. RefSeq names its product cysteine and histidine-rich domain (CHORD) containing 1a (gene chordc1a). The record is from RefSeq and is a predicted model, not a curated record. Lineage: Eukaryota; Metazoa; Chordata; Chondrichthyes; Rhinopristiformes; Pristidae. Bases 271 to 1269 code for a protein of 332 amino acids. The transcript has 11 exons.